Messenger RNA from Mytilus californianus (California mussel), 1576 nucleotides. RefSeq names its product glutathione S-transferase omega-1-like. Gene Ontology annotation, cellular component: cytoplasm. The coding region runs from base 97 to 819 and encodes 240 amino acids. Gene Ontology annotation, biological process: glutathione metabolic process. The transcript has 5 exons. NCBI's taxonomy places the organism in Eukaryota, Metazoa, Mollusca, Bivalvia, Mytilida, Mytilidae. Gene Ontology annotation, molecular function: glutathione dehydrogenase (ascorbate) activity; glutathione transferase activity. The record is from RefSeq and is a predicted model, not a curated record.
AAUUAUAGUUGACCCUCACUCUGAACUUUAAAUACGCCGCGAUCAAUACAAAGUUAUAAUAUAGAACAUACAAGUAUACAUUUUUACAGAAGAAAAAUGACGGAGAAAGCCUAUAGCAAAGGUACAGAAUUCCCGCCUUUGGGAGAUGGAAAGUUGCGACUCUAUAGCAUGCGAUUAUGCCCGUAUGCACAAAGAACAAGAAUUCUGCUAGCUCACAAAAAGAUUCCCUACGAAACAGUCAACAUUAAUUUGAAAGAAAAACCGGAAUGGUUUCUGGAGAGAAAUCCUCUUGGUAUGGUUCCGGUUCUAGAGCAAGAUGGGAAAGUCAUUUACGAAUCUGCUAUCUGUAAUGAAUACUUAGAAGAUAUUAACAAACAGAAUAGUGUCACGCCAACAGACCCUUACAGACGGGCAAGAGACAAGAUUCUUCUGGAAAUGAACAGCAAGUUUACUACGGCCUAUUACAAAGCUUUAAUGAGCCUGAAAGGAGAAGAUGCUAAAAGUACAAUUGAGGCUGUUCACACAAGUUUAGUUCCUUUGGAAAAGGCUAUUGUAGAGAGAGGAAAUUUUUAUGGAGGUGAGAAACCAUCUAUGUUAGACUUUUUGUUAUAUCCACACUACGAGAGAAUAGAAGCAAUAAGAACGGGUUUCCAUGCUGAUCUUAUGCCAAUGGACAAAUUUCCCAAGCUAAAUGCUUGGGUUUCACGGAUGCAGACUGUGCCAGCAGUCAAGGAGACAAUGUUUGAUACACAAACCCACAUUGGUUUUUAUAAAUCAUACGGAUCUGGAAAAACAGAUUAUGACAUUGGAUUAAAAUAAACUUUUGUAUUUCUGAGACAAUUUUAUAUAUAUCUAUAUAUUCAAUAUCAUUUUAUAUUUUAUGAAAGAAGAUCUGCAAGUUGUUAUUGACCAGAACAUUUUACAUUAGUAAUAUAUGUUACUUAAUGACGAAAUAAGUUACUUUAUGACGAAAUAAUUUAAUUUUGGAUGUAACGCGUCUUCUGAUUGGCUGACGUUGUUUUGUUUAUCAGCUCAUAGACAUAAUUUGUAUGCAUUUUAUACAAGUGAGAUAACCCUAACGGUUGACUGGGGUAUUACAAUAUAGUCGUGUCCGGACUCCAUCCGUUCCGACAGAAAAUAAACUUAAGUGUGGCGUCUGUUUGACUGUGCGGGAUGUAUGAAUAUGCAGCCACGUCGGAAUGGGGAAACUGAACCCGAUGCCUAGUGUAGGGAGUGUACCUCGUUCUUUACGUUAAGGAACCUCGCAAUACUCUUUCAGGGGUCCGUAUGUGAAAUGUUGAAAGGUACAAUUUCAGUCCCUAUCCAUCAUACCCAUACACAUUUUCCAGCGGCAGUCUUAAAUUUACAUCUCUUCAUCCCGGUCGACCUGCCUUGCAGCAUCUAUGUAUUGUGCUUAUGUUAAUUUGUUCUCGUUCUGAAUAUGUAAUAAGUAAUUAACAGUGGUCGUUAAACAGGCAAUAAUCAACCAAUACAGGUCAGGAAUCGUGUUGUCAUGUGUGUUCAAUAACAGAACAUAUCAUUUGUUUUGAUACAAUAAAUGAAUGUGUUACGUACA